Molecule: messenger RNA, 1062 nt
Organism: Adineta ricciae
Lineage: Eukaryota; Metazoa; Rotifera; Eurotatoria; Adinetida; Adinetidae
Source: the annotation of a GenBank genome assembly
AUGCAACUUAAACAUCGAUCUAUUCUCUUGUUGAUCAUUGUUAAAUUAGUCACUGGUCAAUAUUCUCACCUUGCUAGUCAGAAUUCUGACCUAGUCAUAUCACUUUCAGCAGUGCUCGGAGCACAAUUAGUAUUCAAUCUUGAUAAGAUCAUCGAAUUGAAUGAUUCGAAAAACAUCACUUGGUAUAAAGGUGGUGACGACUUGAAACGAGCAAUCUUUACCUUAGUACGAUCGACACAUUCAUAUAUUGUACCGAUUUCAUCACGCUAUGUUAUCGUCAAUCAGACAAAACUUCUGAUCUUACGAACUCUAGUUGGUGAUGAAGGAUUCUAUACAUUUGAAAUUAAAAUUAAUUCAAAGAACUCUGAAUACUAUUUCUAUCAUGUGAUUCUCUUCACACAGAAUCUUUCACUUUCUAUCUCACUACCAUCAUCUUCUAGACAAUCGACGUACCAUGCUGGACAACAGAUCAACUUCACUUGUUCGAUAUCUUUAUUUGCUGACCGUACCUUUAUCGAACGAUUUCGUUCGACACUUCUUUCAACCUGGUAUAUGACCAUCUAUAGUCAUGAUUCCGAUCGUUAUGAAUUAUCUCCAUUAUCAUCUAAUUCUUACUCAUAUGCAGCUAAUCUCCUGAAUUACGAUUUGGAUCGUAAUGAUCACAACCAACAUGUGUCUUGCAUGCUUCUACAGCAAGAAUUUCAAACCACGAAAGCCAUUCUGAACACGAGUUUACCAACUAUACUGAACGUCGAAUAUAAAGCUUAUCUGCGCGGUAAUUAUUAUUUUACACGUUCAUUCAACAGUUAUUCAUUGAUUGAAAUAAAUUGCGAAGAAUUUGAUGGAAAUCCAAAACCAGUCUACACUCUUAUUUGGUUCCUAAAUGGUGAAAAUCAAACAUUACUGAAUCAAAGUCAACACGGACGAUAUUUUAUUGAAAAUGCUACUUGGCAUCAACGAGGACAUUACAUGUGCUUGGCAGAGAAUUAUCUGAAUUAUCGUGUACCUGCACAUCAGUCAUUUCGGUUAAAUAUUUGGUUCAAUGCACAUCAAAUCGAGUAA